Messenger RNA from Tinamus guttatus (white-throated tinamou), 628 nucleotides. The record is from RefSeq and is a predicted model, not a curated record. Lineage: Eukaryota; Metazoa; Chordata; Aves; Tinamiformes; Tinamidae.
AUGGCUUCCUGGCGGAAAAGCAUCCCAGGAGUUGGUCAUAAAUACUACCUGCAGUUCACUACCGAAGACUACAGAAGCAGGGUAAGUGUUGGGAGCUGCCUUGCUACGGUGCUCUUUGAGAAGGGAAACUCUCCGCCUGCUGUCACUAUCAACUGUGUAGACAGCAAAGAUGAGAAGCAAAUCCAAGAAGAGGACAACAAAAUUUACCAAAAAAUAAAGCAACAAACCAAACCAAUAGUUGCAAAUGACAUUCCAGACAGCUAUGGAAAUAUUGAACCUGCCUUUGAGCCAGUGUGGGCUUUGGCUGUUGUUGGCAGCAGCAAAAUAAUGUGGGAAAAAUCAACAGAGAACUUGAGUUACUCCAUGGCACAAGUCAAGUCUGCAAAGCAGUGGAUAAGGCAAGAUGAUUUUAUUGAGUUUGACUACACCGUCUUACUUCACGAAAUUCCAACACAGGAAAUGAUUUCAUGCCACCUGCGUGUCAUUUGGCUUCCUGGUCACCCUCAGAAAGUAAAGUACUUCUGUGCUUCAGAGAAUCAGUGGUUUGAAGAGACAUCUGGAAUGGAAUCUGGAUCUGCUGCUGGAAUUUCACAGGAAAAAGAAGAAAAUUUUUGAGAUGAUUUUCAGC